CACCCGGCCCACAUCCCCAUCCACAAUGCCCUCAUCCACCUCUACGCCUCCCGCGCCGCCCCCGCCAGGUGUUCGACGACAUGCCCUCCCCGGACGUCGUCUCCUGGUCCGGCCUCCUCACCGCCCACCUCCGGGAGCGCGACCCGGACGCGUCGCGGCGCGUGUUCGAGUUGAUGCCGUGCCAGGACGUGGUCUCCUAGACGGCCAUGAUCUCCGGGUACACGCAGGCGCGGCGUCCUCGGGACGCGCUGGAACUCUUCCGGACGAUGCCUGUGGCUCUUGACAAGGUGACCAUGAUCGGCGUGAUCUCGGCCUGUGCGGCCCUUGAGGACCUGGAGACCGGUGAGCGCGUCCACUGCUACAUCGAGGAGCACGGGUUCUGGUGGAUGGUGUCCCUCCGAAACGUCCUCGUCGACAUGUACUCGAAGUGCGGCUGCCUCCACAAGGCGCACCAGCUGUUCGACGAAACGACUACGAAGAGCCUGAUCUCCUGGAAUUCUAUGAUCUCGGCCUACGCUGCCCACGGGGACGCCAACAGUGCCACCACACUGUUCAACCAAAUGGUGGAGUGUGGCGAGGGGGUGAGGCCUGACGGUGCCACGGUCCUGUCAAUGCUGAGUGCAUGCGCUCGCAAGGGCCAGGUGCAAGAGGGGCGCAGGGUGUUCGAGGCGCUGAGGCGGGGGGAUUACGCAGGGGUGGAGACCGGGGUGGAGCACUACGGAUGCAUGGUGGACUUGCUGGGCGGGGCAGGGCUGCUGGAGGAGGCAUAUCGUCUGAUUGAAACCAUGCCAAUUCCGAGCAACGACAUGGUCUGGGGAGCAUUGCUGGGUGCUUGCAGGAUCCAUGGGGAUGUGGAGAUGGGGGAACGGGCCGUGAAGAAGCUACUGGAGCUGAAGCCAAAUUAAGAUGGGUACUACAUUUUGCCCAGCAGCAUACAAGUUGCCAAAUAUACUUUUUACUUUUUAUUCUAUAAUAAAAAUUUUAAAAAAUAAAAAAUAUUUUUUAAAAAAUUAAAAUCAAAAAUUAAAAAAAAUAUAACCAAACGCAUCUUUAGUGAAUUCUAAAAUUGAGACGAACCGGUAUAGAGAGAAUCGACAUACUUAAGAUCUAGGGCAUGGAAGGUAGCCAAAUUGCUCCAUGCGAACCAAGUAGGAGAUACCUUGUAACCUAGCAGCAUCUUAUAUAGCCUUAACUGUUUAAUUUAAAGUUAAUAGCAUUUUGCAUUUGAUGACAGUAUGUACAAAUGGAAAGUACUUUUACCUCUCUCUUUUUCCGUUUUGGUUAAAAAUGUAUUUGUUCUUGUUAAGUGCCAUCCUCAACAUAGCUCAAAGGAAACUACUGCAACAUGCUUGACACCGAGUAUAAUGUCUCAAAAGGUGACAACUGGGUGCGUCUCCAGAUCCAUGCACAAACAUCCCUUUGUUUGUA
Molecule: messenger RNA, 1428 nt
Organism: Elaeis guineensis (African oil palm)
Lineage: Eukaryota; Viridiplantae; Streptophyta; Magnoliopsida; Arecales; Arecaceae
Source: RefSeq, a predicted model, not a curated record